UUAGGAAGUUAUUUAGAUUUUUGAAGUUGACCACCUGUAGCCUAAAAAGUAGAGCAGCGAUAUUCUUUGAUUUGCUCUUAGGAUUUCUUAUAGGGAAAAGUAAAUUUUCUCGAUUUGUUGUUAAAAUCUUUUGAACGUGCAGAAAUUUAAAAGGACAAAAGUAACUUCUAAAGGGUUUAAUUAAUUAAAUUAAAUUAAUUAAUUUUGUGUUUUGUUCUGGCAAAUAAUUGAUAUAAUAAUUUGUUCCGCUUCCAGGGCCGUGACCAGAAAUAUCAUAGAGAACCGAUCAUGCUGGAUGAAGCGGUGCCAGAGGAUCCUCUGAAACCCACUGAACGGACGCUCCGGCUACUUAUCGGAAAGCUGAAACUGCUUCCGCUGGUCGAGAGCUGCGAAAAGGUAUGGCCUUCCCGUCUGGACUUCGAAGCCAUCCUGCCCAGCUAUCAGGAGAAUCUUCUGGAGCUGCGUUCGCUACUGCUACCGGAAAUGGUUGAUGAUGACGAUAACGAAGUCGAGAAGCUGUUCGAACUUGCCGGGGAUAUCGGGUGCCGGGCCAAGAGUCUACGGGAGCUUCAAAUUUCCAUAAUCAUGAGCUGUUUCGAAUCAACGGCAUUUGUGCUGUCCGAUGAAUUGGGCCAAAUGCAGCAAGACCUUCGGCAACGUUACGUUUGGGAUAAGGUGCUUCUGAAACCGGCUGGUGACGGUCAGAAUAUUCUCAAACAGCUUAUUGCUACCUAUAAGGCGAAUUUACUUCGAGAAGAUUGGUUCUAUUAUUAUGGAGAUUUGUCCGGGUUUUGUCAGUUUGUGUGGGAUCUGAUGGAACUCGGGGAUAAGAGUUUUAUCGAUCGCGAUACGAUUGAGUUGGUCCAACAGAUUUGUUUAAAAAUGAUAGACUCGGAAACGAUUCAGUUAGCUUUGAAAGGCAUUUCUUUGCUUGAGGAAUGUAUCUAUAAAACUCGAGAAAAAGGGUUUAUUAAUUAUGAGAAAGUGUACGAGCGAUUGUUCGAUCAAACUUGGCGCAUUUUCGAAACAGAUGAAAGGGAUCAGCAAUUUUCCAUCAUACUUAUGUCAGCUUUACUUGAAUGCGUCAAAGUUCUAGAAGUGGAUCGUAACCAACUGAUGUCAACUAUCCAGAAUUUCGGUACCUGGAGCAAGGCCGAUUCUUUGAUGAAUCUGCUCGUGGGUGCUGUCGAGAGAUCGAAGGAUCCAAAAAAUUCGCUAGCUCUGUUCGACCAUAUAGUUCUUCUUUUGAACAUCGGUCAUUCAACGUUUAAAAUUAUUCCCUUUAAAACAACAAAAGAAGAUAAAACGACUGAUUCAAAUCCUUACAUAGAAAGCAACGGUUCCGAAAAAGCUUGUAACCAGCUCGUUAUCUAUGAUAGUGGGAAUGUUUUAAGUUUUUCCAACAAAAAUUGGUGGGAAACCAUCAUGAAACUGAACCAUAAUCGCUUCCACCGUUGGACUGUCCGACUUUUGGAAACUAUAAUAGCCCAAGUUGAACGGUUUGACUUUCCCAAUCCGUUGUUUCAUCAAUAUUUGUGUGGUAUUCUGUUCUCGAUCAUAGACUGUCCGGGAUUGAACUUCAAAGGUGGUUCGGAGCAGUGCUUCGAUACGGUCGUCCAACUAAUGAUGAGCUUUUUGGAAAAGCUGGCUUCUUAUUUGGAUAGAUUGUUGCUGAAAAAAGAUAUCCAAAAGGCAGAUGAUGAAUCUGUUGACGAUCAUCAACAGUCGGUACAGAGAUGUGUAGAAUUUUUCGAAGCUGCCUUUGCCCUGGUGAAACAUUUUAUCGGUAACAUUAUCGAAUCAAAUCCGGAGCUGAUAGAAGCUAUGCAGAAAGGUGGAAGUAUGUCGACACAUUUCCAAGAAACUGAUUUUCUGAAACAGUUUCAAUUGCUCAUUGAGCAAUCCAAAGCUCCAACCGAAAAGCAGUUGGAGAAAGGUUUGUGAACAAACUAGUUGGAUUUGUCAAAAGAUUAUUUUUUUAAUUUAUUUGAUCUUGAAGAGCCACUUUUCAAGUUGUUAAUUUUACAACUUGUUUUUCUUUCUAGUUUAGGUAAGUACCUCUAUAAAUUAACACUCAUCGAUAAUUUUUGCUUUUGAUAUUCCUUCAAGAAUGUAUUUUAAAGAGUUACCGAAUUCCCGAAGUCAUGAGUUUUAAGUAAUACUGACAUUUGCGUUUUGCUAUGUUAAAACAAUACCUACUGUUAUAUACGGAUAUUAUCUAAUAAUUUGCGCCGGAGAUUUUCCCCAAAUUUUUAAUUUGGUUC
This is a messenger RNA of Uranotaenia lowii, 2264 nucleotides long. RefSeq lists its product as uncharacterized. NCBI's taxonomy places the organism in Eukaryota, Metazoa, Arthropoda, Insecta, Diptera, Culicidae. The record is from RefSeq and is a predicted model, not a curated record. The coding region runs from base 289 to 1944 and encodes 551 amino acids. The transcript is spliced from 4 exons.